AUGGAGCAAAAAGGCGCUCCAAAGCGCUCUCUCCGGACGCUAGCCAUUGCUUCGGCAGCUCUGGCUGUGACAUCCAUGGUGGCUACAUGUAUUAUUGUUCCAUUGGUGUACAAUCAUGUCCAGCACCUUCAGUCCGUGAUGAAUAGCGAGGUCGAUUUCUGUAAGACCAGAUCUCGUGACAUGUGGCGUGAAAUGGUCACUGUUCAAACUUCCACCGGUGGAAUCCCAGUCCGUACCGCCCGUCGUACCCGUCGUGAUAACUAUGGAGCCCAGCCAAUUGCUGCUAGCCCACCAUCCUCCGCAGCCGGAUCUUGCUGUACCUGCCAAGUUGGUCCACCAGGACCACCAGGACCCCCAGGAAGAGACGGUCGCCCAGGAGCUCCAGGACGUCCAGGAAAUCCAGGACCACCAGGAAGAGAUGGAGCUCUUCUUCCAGGACCACCACCAAAGCCUCCAUGCCAAAAGUGUCCACCAGGACCACCAGGACCAGCCGGACCACCAGGACCAAAGGGACUUCCAGGACCACAAGGCGACGCCGGAACCGCUGGACAAGAUGGAGUACCAGGACUACCAGGACCACCAGGACCAUCAGGACCACAAGGAGCGCCAGGAGUUCCAGGAGAGAAGGGACCAACCGGAGAGCCAGGAAAGGUCAUCAAUGGAGCUCCACCAGGACCACCAGGACCACCGGGACCGCCAGGACCGCAAGGACCACCAGGACCACCAGGAAAGGAUGGACAGCCAGGAAAAGCUGGACCACCAGGACUUCCAGGAGAUCCAGGAGAAAAGGGAUCCGAUGGUCUGCCAGGACCACACGGAGGAACCGGACCACGUGGACCACCAGGACAACCAGGAUCUUGCGAUCAUUGUCCACCACCAAGAACUGGACCAGGAUAUUAA
This is a messenger RNA of Caenorhabditis briggsae, 900 nucleotides long. RefSeq names its product Protein CBR-DPY-3 (gene Cbr-dpy-3). The coding region runs from base 1 to 900 and encodes 299 amino acids. The transcript has 2 exons. NCBI's taxonomy places the organism in Eukaryota, Metazoa, Nematoda, Chromadorea, Rhabditida, Rhabditidae. Gene Ontology annotation, molecular function: structural constituent of cuticle. The record is from RefSeq and is a predicted model, not a curated record.